Messenger RNA from Psilocybe cubensis, 1776 nucleotides. RefSeq lists its product as uncharacterized. Lineage: Eukaryota; Fungi; Basidiomycota; Agaricomycetes; Agaricales; Agrocybaceae. The transcript is spliced from 11 exons. Gene Ontology annotation, molecular function: flavin adenine dinucleotide binding; oxidoreductase activity, acting on CH-OH group of donors. Bases 1 to 1776 code for a protein of 591 amino acids. The record is from RefSeq and is a predicted model, not a curated record.
AUGAGGACUAUCUUUGCUUCAUUGCUGCUGGGUUCAACCAUUCUCAGCGCUUCUGGAGCAAUAAUUUCAGGAAUUGAUCAACUGACACAGAAGAGUUACGACUUUAUUGUAGUCGGAGGUGGGAAUGCCGGAGCUGUAGUUGCGAGCAGACUAUCGGAAAAUAGCACCUUUAAAGUGCUGUUAAUUGAAGCAGGUCCAACAAAUGUGGGUGUUUUAAAUGCCAUUGUUCCUGGGUUAUUUGGGCCUCUUCAGAGGUCUAUUUACGAUUGGAACUAUACAACUGUACCCGGAACUGGCAUAAACAAUCGUACUUUAAAUUAUCCAAGGGGUCACAUUUUAGGAGGAUCCAGCUCUAUUAAUGGCAUGGCGUACACACGCGGAUCUAAAGAUGAUUACGAUCGAUGGGCCAAGGUCACUGGCGACUCGGGUUGGUCUUGGAACAGUCUUCUGCCGUACUUCUUCAAAGGAGAAACAUACAUUCAAUCAAUUUACGACGGAAAUGGUGUUGGCCCAGUCAUUGACCCGUCUGCUCAUGGAUCCAAUGGGACUGUCUUCACUAGCUCACCUAUCAGUUCAAAGCCAAUUGAUCCUCGAGUAAUCAAGGUCACAGAGGAGUUACCAUUACUUUUCCCUUUUCUGAAGGACAUGAAUGCUGGAGUACCUUUGGGUGUUGGCUGGAAUCAGGCAACAAUCGGAAACGGAACAAGGAGUAGCUCUGCAACAGCUUACCUCUCAGAGUCAACUAUUGGCCGCACAAAUCUCGAUGUAUUAUUGAAUACUAAGGUAACGCGAGUGCUUCCGGGGUCAUCAAAGGGAUCUUUCAAUUUUGUCGAGAUUGAAGGUCCGCAACAUUCGAAUAGCUCUUCUACUACUCUGAAAGCCAAUAAAGAGAUCAUCUUAUCAGCAGGGAAUGUAAAUACCCCUCAAAUCCUUCUUAACUCUGGAAUUGGGGAUAAGGAUGAAUUGGCGAAACUGAAUAUCCCAAGCGUUCUGAAUCUUCCCAGUGUAGGAAAGAACUUGACGGACCAGCCGAACCUGUCAAUACAGUUCUCUGUUAAUUCUAACGGAUUUUGGGACACCAUUAACACCAACGCUACUUUGCAAGCUUUGGCUUUGGCUCAAUGGAAUCAAAACAGGACAGGGCCAUAUGCUAGCCCCUUCACCAACUUCCUCAUCUGGUCUCGUCUACCCUCAGAUUCGCCUAUUAUUGCACAGUAUGGUGACCCUUCGGCCGGGCCAAACACGCCUCAUAUCGAGCUUUUCCCCCUCAGUGCAUCUUCGUCUGCAACGCAGCCUGGCCUUUUUGGUUCUAUGGCGGCUAUCAUUGUGUCACCAAGUUCCCGAGGCUCUGUAACGCUCAAUUCCGCCGAUCGAUUCGGACAGCCAAAUAUCGACCUAGGGUACUAUACAUCAGAGUUCGAUAUCAAUGCCAUGGUGCAAGCCAUCAAACUUGCCCAACAAUUCUACAACACCACAGCCUUUAAAGGUUACAUCAAUCAGCAGCUCAACCCUCCAGUCGGCUCAACAGACGAGCAACUCAAGGCUUACAUACGCGGAGCGACUACCAGUGUCUGGCAUGGUAUCGGAACCGCUUCUAUGUCACCCAAAGGAGCAAAUUAUGGCGUUGUUGACCCUGAUCUCCGCGUCAAGAGUGCGACCGGGCUGCGCAUCGUUGAUGCCUCUGUAAUACCUCUCAUUCCUGUUGCGCAUACUCAGGCCCCUGUGUAUGUUGUAGCGGAGCGUGCUUCGGAUUUAAUUAAGAAAGCCUGGAAUUAG